UUACACUUACUCUCAUUGUAUCAAUCUAGAGAGAGAGAGAGAGAGAGAGAGAGAAAGAGAGAGAGAAUAAUGGGUUCUUCUCAUUUGCCUUGUUCUACUUCAAUGGCAGCUUUUCUGUUCAGUUUUUGUGUUGUGGCAUUGUUGACGCCGGAGUUUGUUUCCGGCAUAACAAGACACCACACUUUCAAUAUUAAGUAUCAUAAUGUGACUAGAUUGUGCAACACAAGGAGCAUUGUAAGUGUGAAUGAAAAAUUCCCAGGUCCUAGGUUGGUGGCAAGGGAGGGUGACCAAGUCCUCAUCAAAGUGGUCAAUCAUGUCUCAAACAAUGUCACCAUUCACUGGCAUGGGGUUAAACAACUUAGAAGUGGAUGGGCAGAUGGUCCAGCUUACGUUACCCAAUGCCCUAUACAGAUGGGCCAGUCAUACACAUAUAACUUUACCAUCCAAGGGCAGAGAGGGACUCUGCUAUGGCAUGCUCACGUCUCAUGGCUGAGAUCUACCAUCUAUGGACCUAUCAUCAUUCUCCCAAAGCGCAAUGAGUCUUACCCUUUUGUGAAACCCUACAAGGAGGUCCCCAUUCUUCUUGGAGAGUGGUUUAAUGUAGACCCUGAGGCUGUAAUUAAUCAGGCUCUUCAGACCGGUGGAGGACCUAAUGUUUCGGACGCAUUCACCAUUAACGGUCUUCCAGGCCCCUUGUACAACUGUUCAUCUAAAGAUGUAUUCAAGUUAAAGGUCAAACCAGGGAAGACAUACCUCCUCCGGUUGAUCAACGCCGCUCUCAAUGAUGAGCUAUUCUUUAGCAUAGCCAACCACACUCUCACGGUGGUUGAAGCCGAUGCUGUCUACACCAAACCCUUUGAAACCGAUACGCUUCUCAUCGCCCCAGGGCAAACCACAAACGUCCUCCUCAAAACCAAGCCCAAUUCUCCCAAUGCCACAUUCCUCAUCCUGGCAAGUCCUUACUUCACCGGGCGUGGAACCCUAGACAACACCACCACGGCUGGAAUCCUCGAAUAUGAGCACCCGAUAACCACUCUUCACACUUCCAUCAAAACCCUUCCUCUCUUCAAACCGAGUCUUCCACCUUUCAAUGCCACCAAGUUUGUCAAUGUUACCCAAUUCGUCCAAAACUUAGCCAAAAAAUUCCGUAGCUUGGCUUCCAAGAAAUUCCCCGCCAACGUUCCCCAAACCGUGGACAAAAAAUUCUUCUUUACCAUAGGUCUUGGAACAGCCCCUUGUCCCCAAAAUUCAACUUGCCAAGGUCCCAAUGGCCUGAAAUUUGCAGCGUCUGUUAACAAUUUCUCUUUUGCCCUUCCAUCAACAGCAAUGCUUCAAGCACAUUUUUCUGGACAAUCCAAUGGAGUUUACACCACAGAUUUUCCAGCCAAUCCUCUAGUGACAUUUAACUAUACCGGAACGCCGCCAAAUGUCACAAAUGUGGCAAAUGGCACGAAGGCAUUGGUGCUGCCAUUCAACACAAGUGUGGAGCUGGUACUGCAGGACACUAGCAUUCUUGGUGCCGAGAGCCACCCUCUCCAUUUACACGGUUUUAAUUUCUUUGUAGUUGGACAAGGGUUUGGGAACUACGAUCCUAACAAGGACCCUGCUAAGUUUAAUCUGGUGGACCCCAUCGAGAGGAACACGGCUGGUGUUCCGGCUGGUGGGUGGAUUGCGGUUCGUUUCUUAGCAGACAAUCCAGGGGUGUGGCUUAUGCACUGUCAUUUGGAUAUCCAUACAAGUUGGGGGCUGAGGAUGGCGUGGAUCGUCCAGGAUGGACCGCAAGCGAAUCAAAAGCUGCCACCUCCGCCGUCCGAUCUUCCGAAGUGUUGAUUUUGAGUCACAAUCUGUCCGGAUUUCCCUUUUUCUUGAGUGAACUUGUAAUGAUACCUCCCCCUUUUGGCAUUAACUUAAUAUUCAUUACAUGAUAAAUUAUGAUUAUAUUAUUUUGCUACAUUAACAUCUCCCGAGUCAUGAAAAGAAUAUUACGGAUUUUCUUUCUCCGGAGAGAUGUUUUGUGUACAUAAUUCGUGGUGUAUUUUUUUUGGAGUGAAAGUCUUCGUUCAUAUGGUUGAUGAAUGUAAAGUUUUACACCGGAAAUCAAACUGAAU
Messenger RNA from Malus domestica (apple), 2108 nucleotides. RefSeq names its product laccase-17-like. Gene Ontology annotation, cellular component: apoplast. The record is from RefSeq and is a predicted model, not a curated record. Gene Ontology annotation, molecular function: copper ion binding; hydroquinone:oxygen oxidoreductase activity. Gene Ontology annotation, biological process: lignin catabolic process. Lineage: Eukaryota; Viridiplantae; Streptophyta; Magnoliopsida; Rosales; Rosaceae.